UUGACAUAAAUUACAAUCGUUAUAAUUUAGCUCUGAUAAACUGUAAAAAAUAUAACAAAUAUCAAAAGAUAAUUAUUUAAUUUUAAUUACAGUUAAAUUUAGAGCAUGGCUGUACAUUAAACCCUAAACCUACCUUGGCCACUAUCCAAUAUCCAUCUAUUGAAAUUAUCAUGUAUGAUUGACAAAGAACAUACCAUAACAUAUUUUUUACCACAUUUUAUUUUAUAAAUGCUUGUCGAAAUGGAAAUAAUACAUGAAUCUCUUAAGUUUCAUACUCUUCAAAUUGGAAUUGAAGAUUUACCUGAUGAAGUUCUUGAAUUUAUCCUUGGUUUUUUACCUCCAUACAAAGAUUUGCAAAACUGCAUGACUGUAUGUAAACGAUGGUGUCAUUGUGCUCAAAGUGUUUUACGUAAGACGUCAAUUAAGUUAAUCAAAGCUGUUGGCGAAUUCAACAUUGUAUGGAAAAAUAUUGCAUCAACAGAGUAUAUUGUUCCUACAAUCACCAAAAGAUUCUCCCAUGCAGCAUGUGUAUUAGAAAAUAAUAUGUACAUAUUUGGUGGAUGUACAACAAACGCCACAUCAUUUAAUGAUUUAUGGAGGUUUGACUUAUCCCAAAGGCAAUGGGUACGACCCUUAGCAACAGGAACAUACCCUGUACCAAAAGCAUACACUACCAUGGUACAUUAUAAAGAAUGGUUGAUUGUAUUUGGUGGUUGGACAUAUCCCUCUUUUUCCCAAUAUUACCAAAAUGUUACAAUGUUCAAUGACAUUCAUUUUUACUGUGUGAAUACAAAUAAAUGGAUACUCAUUAAUACAAGCAAUCCUCCACCACCAAUGGCUGGACAUUCAGCAUGUAUCAAAGGAGAUGAAAUGGUUGUAUUUGGAGGAUUAGUUAUGUCAGCAGCUCAAAAUUUCCAAAUUCAAUGUUCAAAUGAUGUGUGGGUACUUGAUAUUGUAACAUUUAAUUGGAGGAAACAAGCUACAACUAAACCAAGACCCCCACCCAGAUAUGCUCAAUCGCUUAUUAGACUUGAUUGUGAACGGCUUAUGCUGCUAGGUGGAGUACAGACUCUCUAUAAUAGAUUUGUUUAUAGUGACUGUUGGAUUUUAACCAUGAAAGGGCCUACUUGGACUUGGAAAGAGAUUGCUGUAAAAAAUAAAGAAUGGGCUUCGGCUAACAUUUGGUGUAAUCCUGCUUGCAAAGUGGGAGACAAAGUUGUUAGCUUAAGUAGAAGUAGAAAUGGUUGGAAUACAGCAAAGCCACUUGUUACAUCUGCUGUAAGAUUAUCAAAUUUAGGUAGACCUGAGGGAGCACCAGUUUCUGUCAGAGUGGAGCAAAGCCUACAGAGGCCCUUAGAUAGAGACCAGAACAUAAAUGGGAGACGAGGUGUGUUACCAAGGCAACCAAUGCGGAUGCAGGGGCAAAUAAAUCAACCUGCAGAACCGGUGGCUGGGCCAAGCAAUAAUCAAAAUAAUAAUGAUCAAGUACCUAAUGGCAAUGCAGAGCCAAUGGUUGCUAGUUCUAGUCAAGAGUCCAAAUUAACAGGUGGUGGCUUAGAUUUUAAUAUGAAAGAUUCAACACUGAGAAGAAAUAAAAACAAGAAUAAAGGAAUGAAAAUUGUGCGUCAGCUACAGGAGGCUAAUAAAUAUAGAAUGGCUGCAUUUGCAUGUGACCCUGCUUACAAUAAUGCUCCACCUGAAAAUGAUCUUAUCAAUCAAAGACAAAUUGCACAUUUAGAGAACAGAUUAGAUGCAGGUAAUGUUCAGGAAGAACAGCCAGCAAAUGAACCCCAAAAACCUGCAGUGAAGAAAAUAAAACGAAAUACGUUAACUAUGCAUGUACUGGACAUCUCAACAGUAGUUAGUGGUAAUUCUAUGAAUUAUGUGUCUUGGUUAUGUCCCCGUUUAGGUGAAAUGAAUGGGGCACCUGAGGAGUUAGUCAUGUAUUCAUUAGUUAAGGGAAAUGGUGAAUUAAUCAUGUUUGGCGGUGUUCAUAACGACAUUAGUAUAUUAAAUUAUACAGAACAACAAAAUAUGUAUUCUAAUUCAUUACAUUUUAUCACACCUCCAAGAGACAUAAUUUGAAGUGAAUUAUGUCUCAUAAUGAAUUGUACUAAUUUCGUUCAUGUGGUAAACUAAUUUACAAAAUAUGUAAAGGUGAGUAUCGACUUCGCGCUCCAAGAGAUCGAACAUUGGCGCGCGCUCCAGCCGCGUGAAAUGGAUCAGCAACCAGCUCUAUCAAGUUAUGCAAGUAAUCAAAAUCUUCUGUAGACAUUCUUGUGAUGUUUUUUAUUGUGUCUUCUAUCACUUCAAACUGCAUAUCUCUUAUAAGUGUCACUCCAUAGUGCAUUCUUUUUCGGUACAGCUCUUUUAUCCACCAACGCACUUUUCGUUUCUGUUUUUUCUUUCUUAUUAUGCUGUGUAUAAUUACAAAAGCUGCUGCUGCUGGUACACGACUAGCUUCCAUGAUGAACGGUCAAACACUGGAACAGUUGCCACGCGCGCCAGGCGCGCUUAGUUGAUAUACUUCAAUUAUUUGGAACGCGCUCCGCGGAACGCACUCUCGGCGCGGACAUUCAUGGCGCGCGCGCCAGGAGCGCGAAGUCGAUACCCAGCUUAACAGUCAUAAUAUAAAAAGUCAAUGCAAUGAAUGUUAUACAUAAAAAAUAUAAUAUGCCACCCAAAAGGUUUCAAACUUUGCUGAUAAAAUAUUAUGUAUUUUUAAUGAAAAUAUAUGUCAAAAUGUUACAUUUAUAUAUAAAAUGUAUAUAAUUUAAAGAUAUAUACAUGCUUUAAUUGGAAUGAAAACUAAUAAUUUGAGUUGAUGUGGCUUGCUUUGCUGAAGCUUUUUAUAAAAAGUUGAAUGAUGCUUGUGUAUUUAACAAAAAAACUCUACCGUUACCAAUUUAAUUUGUUUUUACUUUAUAAUUACUGGAAAUAAAUUUAUUGUUUUGUAAUCUUAUUGUAAAUAAACUUCAAUUGUACAUAGAUAAACAAAUUGAAACAACUCA
Molecule: messenger RNA, 3011 nt
Organism: Colias croceus (clouded yellow)
Lineage: Eukaryota; Metazoa; Arthropoda; Insecta; Lepidoptera; Pieridae
Gene: Fbxo42
Product: F-box only protein 42
Exons: 3
Coding region: 229-2085 (618 amino acids)
Molecular function (GO): protein binding
Source: RefSeq, a predicted model, not a curated record